This is a messenger RNA of Lepisosteus oculatus (spotted gar), 4288 nucleotides long. It is a transcript of the gene sh3gl1b, whose product is annotated as SH3-domain GRB2-like 1b. NCBI's taxonomy places the organism in Eukaryota, Metazoa, Chordata, Actinopteri, Semionotiformes, Lepisosteidae. Gene Ontology annotation, biological process: synaptic vesicle uncoating. The record is from RefSeq and is a predicted model, not a curated record. Gene Ontology annotation, molecular function: protein binding. Gene Ontology annotation, cellular component: cytoplasm; presynapse; glutamatergic synapse.
GCCCUGGAAUGUCCGUCGGUCUGCGGCUGAACAGGAAGUCUCCGCGGUUGCCAUGUAACUUCCUGCAGGGUCCUGGGAGUCCAAGAGACUGCAGGGCCGGGUGGGUUCCGCGCAGAGAGCGAAGGCUGGGUUAUAACCGAGAGAACCGGGGCUCCGCCUUGCAGAGAGGAGCGAUUCCGAGUCCAAGAUGUCUGUGGCGGGGCUGAAGAAGCAGUUUUAUAAAGCCAGCCAGAUGGUGAGUGAGAAGGUGGGGGGCGCAGAGGGAACCAAGCUGGAUGAAGAGUUCAAGGAUCUGGAGAGGAAAGUAGAUGUGACCAGCAAGGCUGUGACGGAGGUCAUCUCCAAAACCUCGGAGUACCUGCAGCCCAAUCCGGCAUCCCGCGCGAAGCUGUCGAUGCUGAACACGGUGUCGAAGAUCCGUGGCCAGGUGAAGAGCCCAGGAUACCCGCAGGCAGAGGGGCUGCUGGGAGAGUGCAUGGUGAAGUAUGGCCGCGAGCUGGGAGAGGACACAAACUUCGGUGGCGCCCUGCUGGACGCAGGAGAAUCCAUGAAGCGGUUGGCAGAGGUGAAAGACUCUUUGGACAUCGAUGUCAAGCAGAACUUCAUCGACCCCCUGCAGGGGCUAUGUGACAAAGACCUGCGAGAGAUCCAGCACCACCUGAAGAAGCUGGAGGGCCGGCGGCUCGACUACGACUACAAGAAGAAGCGCCAGGGGAAGAUCCCCGAUGAGGAGGUGCGGCAGGCGCUCGACAAAUUCCACGAGUCCAAGGAGGUGGCGGAGACCAGCAUGUACAACCUGCUGGAGACCGACAUCGAGCAGGUGAGCCAGCUGUCUGCGCUGGUGGAGGCGCAGCUGCAGUAUCACCGGCAGGCGGUGCAGAUCCUGGAGGAGCUGUCCGAGAAGCUGAGGACCAGUAUGAGCGAGGCAUCCUCUCGCCCACGCAGGGAGUACACCCCCAAGCCCAAGCCCUCCCUGGAUUAUGGAGACGCCGAUCAGUCCAACGGAGGCUUCUACACCCCCGCUGCAGCUGCAGCACCAGCGGCCCGCUCCUCGGCAUCGUCGUUCCACCCGCGCAGAAUGUCUUCCCGAUCCUACAGCGCCUCCAUGGACCAGCCCUGUUGCAAGGCGCUAUAUGACUUUGAGCCCGAGAACGAUGGCGAGCUGGGAUUCCGUGAGGGCGACAUCAUCACCCUGACCAAUCAGAUCGAUGAGAACUGGUAUGAGGGAAUGCUGCACGGCCAGUCAGGAUUCUUUCCCCUCAACUAUGUGGAAGUGCUGGUGCCCCUGCCGCACUAGGGGGUGUGGUGGUGGAUGGGGUGGGAAGGGGUAUUUGGGAGGGACGGGGGGCAGAGAAGGGCAUCUGUAAUGGAGCUUAUAUAGUGUUACUAUUUCAGUGCCUCUCUCUUCAUUAAAAUUGUCAUCCCUGCACUGAGGCACAGAGGGGGAGAGAGAGUGGUGCAGAAGGGGGGAAGUAUUGAAACAUUCCUGCAGUAAAAAGAGUCAGUCAUACAGCUGUCCUGCAGCAGGGGUGUGUGUCGGGGGGCUCUAUACACUUUAACUCUCAGUGCUGUAUCAGGUCCUGAGAUCUGGGGAAAAUGGCGUUCUCUGUAAUGCUGUGAGUUUUUAGUCCCACCUACUGGUUGUGUUGGUGCAGCUGUGACAGCCCUUAUUUAGAGGUGUGGCAGAGCUGUGAUGGAGAGGGACAGAAAUAAUCAAUCUCAUUGAUAUCACCACACAGCUUCAGGUCCCACUCAACAGUGCAGUUAACACUGUUCCAACAGGUUUAACCUCCCUGAGUUGCAUAUCUUCUCUACAGUGCUGUGUUCAGGUGAGAUGUUGCCAGUGUUCAUGUGUCAGUGUACAAAGUUGCACAGGGCCCCCUGGUGGCAGUAGAGAAGUGCAGCAGUAUUCAUGCAGUUGGACAGCAGGAGUAGCUGACAGUACAGUCUGCAGAUCAGUACAAUAAAGGGCAGAUUCUUAUUUAUAUCCAUUUGCUCUAUAGAAGACAUUAUAUUGAUCUGAAAAUCACUACUUGUUCAUAAAGAAGGGAGAAUGAAUUGGGAAUGAUAAUAGGGUUGAGCUAUAAGCAAAGACCGUCCCCUCCCAUGAGGGUAAGAUCGGGGCUGUUUCAUCAGCUAGAAGGCAGGCAGCCUCUUGUCUCUGUACAACGCUAAACAAAAAUAUGACUGAAGGAAAAACACUACACUCUGAAAGACGGUCCACUCCGGUGUUUCUAGGAGAAGGGGACGGCAGGAGAGGGCGGAGGUCGGAAGAUUGUAAGGGAAGGGUAGAGCAGGCAUCUGAAGGAGCCAGAGCAUCUGCUGCAUCUUAUUAUAGUUUUUCAGUAAAACACCUCUGUGCCUAAUCAGUGCAGAAUGGCUACCCCUUAGCCAGUGGCUGAAGGUGUACAUGAAGCCUGAGGGAGGGAGGCUCCUGGGAGUCAGAGGGGAGACCCCCCACUGGCAGCUGGCUCAUGCAAGGACCUACUGUCUUCACCUCACUCUGCCAUUGAGUCUGCCUCUGCCGCCAGACUCCGCUCUGCCAUUGAGCCUGCCUCUGGCGCCAGGCACCGCUCAACCAGAAACUGCUAGCCUGUUUGUGGUCUAAUAGAUAGUUCAGUGCACAAUUAAUUAUGUAAGCAAUGUCCCUGGAGGAGUUUAGUUCUGUCUGACUGAUAGAAAAGGAAAAAGUAAAAACCUAAUCAUAACUACAUGAACAUUAACUACAUUUCCUGAGCUGACGACUUUAAUGCCACAGCAAAGCGCUGUGUGUCCUGUCACUGGUGUCUGUCGCUGUCUCUCCCUGUCUGUCUCGUGUUGGGGACACUGCUGGCGGUGCCCAAUGUCUCGGGGGGAGGGGACUCGACUCCACAAGGGAGCUGCAGAGGGUCCCAGCUGUAGGUGUCAGGUCCCAUCCAGGGGACAGCUGCCUCCCCUAGCAGCUCUCCAGGAACAGAGUCCAGCCCCUCUCUACUAACUGGACUUGAUAGGACUGGGACAGACUGGACUUUUGUAUUCAGUCACUUUGGACUGUACUUGACUAGACUGUUCAAAUCCCAAGGAGAGGAGUAGUAAAAUCAUUUUGUAAUUUUUUUAUUAAAAUUUUGUUAAAGCUCUGCUUGCAUUUUGUGUUCAUUGGUGGCAUUGUAACAGAAACUCUUGAGUCUAGUGAACAAGGCAGAAGGUCAAGGUUUCAAAAUCCUCAAAAGCUGUAUCUUGGCCUGUCAAAGGAGUGUGUUAAUAGCAGGCAGGGCCAGGGUGGAAGACUGUGAUGUUCAUCUGUGACCAGACUCCCACAUGCUGGCCCUCUUCAGAUCCAUGUUGGUUUACUUUAGUUUUGAAGUCACUAUCUGGAAUGUGAGGGACUCUUGAAUUCACGUGUUUUGGUAAAUGAGAAGUAUAUAGGCCUUUAAAGCUUUCUGUGUUUGAGAGCAAGAAUCUAUCCUAGCCCACUGGGCUUUCAUUGUCAUAAUGUUCUCACUUUUAAAUGUAUUAAACUUUUAAAAUGAUCUGGCUGUAGUCUUCUAAUAUUGUUUACGUAUUCUUUAUGUAUUAAAAGUACAUAGUGUUCGGCAGUGAUUUUAUUUCCUAGUCAAUGGCUUGUGGUGCUCAGUGGAUAUACGAUGACAGGCUGAAUGCAUUCUUACUUCACUGAGUGCAGACUGGUGAGAGUACAGGGUCUGUCUAUAAAAAGAACACUAAGAGACAAAGGGGUGUUUGCAGCCUCGGCCUGCCUGACUCAGCUGUAGCCCACAUUCCAGCAUGCCACCUGACACGGUGCCAGUCCAGCGGUCCUGCUCGGCUGCAGUGCUCAGGAGUGCCCGGGGCUCUGUGGCAGCGAGAGUGGCUCAAGUGAGCUUAGUUAAACCUCCAUUCAGCAACACAAGGCACAGAGGCCUGGCUGUGGCCCUGCUGGUCUCUGUGCAGAGACACUACGAUUGUCACACUACAUUGAAAAACAAAAAGGGGCCGUUUCUCUGUUUAAUCCUAUCUGAGAGUCUAUCUUUUGAUAUUAAGAAAUUAAAACAUUAUUCUGUUAUGUUAUUAAGCAACCUUGUAGUAAAAACUGUAUCUUUUUAUACAAACUAAUCUUGCAUGUAGGUCCUCCAUUAUGGAAUUACACCUUAGAGUGGAAAAACUGCUUAAUUACUUUUUGGCUAUGCUCUGAAUUAAUUUACAAUUUUAACUAGUAUUUUUCCUGUUCAGUAUCAUACUUUUGUACUAGUGUAAAGUUUAGUAUAUCUUUAUUCUUUUUUUCAAACUUUCAAUAAACGAGAUAUCUGCAGAA